Molecule: messenger RNA, 1839 nt
Organism: Dermochelys coriacea (leatherback sea turtle)
Lineage: Eukaryota; Metazoa; Chordata; Testudines; Dermochelyidae
Gene: NUDT22
Product: nudix hydrolase 22
Exons: 6
Coding region: 719-1591 (290 amino acids)
Molecular function (GO): GDP-mannose hydrolase activity
Source: RefSeq, a predicted model, not a curated record
AGCGGGAGGUAGCGAGUCUGGCGCUGAGCCCGGUGCGGGGCUGGGGAGCGGAGCGCCCGGGGCUCCCGCGCAGGGGCCGGGCCGUGCCGUGGGGUGAAUGGCCCCCCAAGGUGCCAGGGGCAGGCUGCCCUGCAGGGCUGGGGUCAGCCGGCCGCAGCCCCGCCCCCUGUGCUCCUUGCCGCCGGGGAGGCGGGGGGCUCCCAGCUCUAACCGCUAGACCCCACUCCCCUCCCAGAGCUGGGGAUAGAACCCCGGGGCCCGGGCUCCUAGCCCCACCCCGCUGCUCUCCUCAGUACAGCCCCAGAAUUCUACGUGUGUGGAGCUUAGCUGGCAGCGGUGGGGUCUCGCCCCCAAUGACCCCACCACCCCUACGGGCCCCUUCCCCGGUCAGAGGGGAUGGCAUGAGCCUGUGGUGCUGCCCCUCUAGGAAGUGGCUGAAGCUCAAUCCCCACCCCAAUCUUCUCAAUGCACCAGGCACCCUUGGGGCACACGUAUUCUGUGGGCGAGCGGCUUCUCAGUGGGAUGGGGGAGGUGUGCGAUGCCCAUGCAGCCAGCUUGCCGGGCCAGUAGGGGAUGGCAUGUGGGGCCCAUAUGGCCCUCUCUCGGGGCCGGUGGGGGGCAUGGCGCCCAUGGGGCCCUUUCUCUGGGGCAGUGGGAGCCAGAUCUCCAGAUGCCCUGAGCCUGGUGUCCAGGGACAGGGGGGGCACAGGGAAGCACCAUGGACCCUGAGUUCUCCAUCAUGCUGCAGUGCCCAUCUCCCAAGGGCCUGGCAGAGACAGAGGUGCAGGCUGAGCUCUCCCCAGCCUACAACCGGCGCCAGCUGCCCGGAGGCCAGGCCUGGAUCGACGCUCUCUGGGAGGCCCGGUGCCGUCACAGUCCCUGGCUUUUCAACGGCUCCAAAUUCCGGCUGCACUCGGCCCAGCUGGAUGGGGGCUCCCUGACCUUUCGCCUGGGCCUCACCUGCUACAAGGACUUCCUGGGCACCAACCGAGCUGGCAUGGCCAGGCACCUCCAGCAGCAGGGGCAGCAGGACUUUGGGGACAGCCAGGCCUACCUGGCAGAGCCGCUGGGAGUGGGUGCCAUGGUGCAUACUGACGAUGACUGCUUCGUCUUCCUAAGGCGCAGCCAGAGGGUGGGCGAGGCACCUGGCCUCAUAGACAUUCCCGGGGGGCAUCCUGAGCCACAGGCUGUGGUGGGGGACGUCCCAGAAGAAUCCAUCUGUUCGGAGGAGCUCCCCAGACAGAUGGUCGUCAAGGAGAUCUUCACUUCCAUCCUGCGGGAGAUCCGAGAUGAGGUCAACCUGCCAUUGCCCACCCUAAGCCAGCCAGUGCUGCUGGGCAUUGCUCGGAACCAGACCAGCGCAGGUCGGGCCAGUGCUGAGUUCUAUGUCAGGUGCAGUCUGACGUCGGAGCAGGUGAAACAGAGAUAUGAGAUUGGGGGACCUGAAGCUCAGGAAUCCACUGGCAUCAUCUUUAUCAAGAGAGAGGAUGUCCUGAUUCUGGAGCAGACCGGAGGGAUGUGGAGGGAGCUGUGCCCAUCUGCCAAGGGGGCUGUCAGACUCUACACCCUGGUGCAGGGUGGGGGGCAGUGACAGGAAGGGUACUGACUCCCCAGGCCACGAUGGGGGCUUAUCUGUGCCAAAUUGGGCAUCGACAGACCCUGCAAGCUCCCUGCACACGCCAGCCCUAUGUCGUGGAGCCAGCAGGAGGGGGAUAGCUGCAGGACCAGACUCACCUUUCCAGGGGCAGGGCCCUGCCCUGAUCUGGUUCCAAUUCUGGCUGUUUUACCCAUUGCUGUUGAGAACCCAUCUCCCAAUAAAGAACUUAUUCUUUGACAGCA